Messenger RNA from Pogona vitticeps (central bearded dragon), 1902 nucleotides. RefSeq names its product Wnt family member 6 (gene WNT6). Gene Ontology annotation, cellular component: extracellular region. Lineage: Eukaryota; Metazoa; Chordata; Lepidosauria; Squamata; Agamidae. The record is from RefSeq and is a predicted model, not a curated record. Gene Ontology annotation, molecular function: cytokine activity; frizzled binding. Gene Ontology annotation, biological process: canonical Wnt signaling pathway; multicellular organism development; cell fate commitment.
CAAGGGGAAGCAGUCUCGUCCGUCCGUCCCUCCUCCCUCCUGGGCUCUCCUCCUCCGCCCGGGACGGGGCUCGGGAGCAGCCAGAGCCGUUCGCCUACCCCAGCGCAGCCCAGCCCGGGGCGUCCGAAGCCGCCUUGCCCGUCGUGUUCUCUGGGCUGCGCCUCCGAGGGCGCCCGGCACGGCACGGCGCGACGCGCUGGAGAGGGCAGCGCCGCCGGAACGGCCGUCGAUCUUCCAGCCCCCGCUCGCUGCUGGUGGCCCCCCAGGAUGUUGCCCCCUUCGCGGACCCAGCUGGGGCUUUUCUUCGUCUUGCUCUGCCCGGCCAACAUCAUCGGGCUGUGGUGGGCAGUGGGCAGCCCGUUGGUCAUGGAUCCCAACAGCAUCUGCCGGAAGACCAAGCGGCUGGCUGGGAAACAGGCUGAGCUGUGUCAGACGGAGCCUGAGAUUGUACAGGAGGUGGCCAAAGGUGCCAGGCUGGGUGUGCGUGAGUGCCAGUACCAAUUCCGCUUUCGUCGCUGGAACUGCACCAGCCACAGCAAAUAUUUCGGCAAGAUCCUACAGCAGGAUAUCCGGGAGACUGCCUUUGUCUAUGCCAUCACAGCAGCUGGUGUGAGCCAUGCAGUUACCCAGGCCUGCAGCAUGGGUGAACUCCUGCAGUGUGGAUGUGAGGCAACACGAAGCCGGGCUCCUCCUCUUCCUCCUGCCCUUACAGGAUCAGAAGGCUCUGCUUGGGAGUGGGGUGGCUGCGGAGACGAUGUUGACUUUGGCUAUGAGAAAUCCCGCCAGUUCAUGGAUGCUAAGCGCAAGCGUGGCAAGAGUGACAUUCGAACCCUUAUCGAUCUGCACAACAAUGAAGCAGGACGCUUGGCAGUGAAGAACCACAUGAGAACGGAGUGCAAGUGCCAUGGGCUUUCAGGUUCUUGUGCACUACAGACCUGCUGGAAGAAGAUGCCCCCUUUCCGGGAAGUGGGUGACCGCCUGCUAGAACGCUUUAACGGCGCUUUUAAAGUGAUGGGCGGCAAUGAUGGCAAAACAUUAAUCCCAGUGGGCCGGAACAUCAAGCCACCAGACCGGCAGGAUCUCAUCUACUCUGCUGACUCACCUGACUUCUGCGUUGCUAACCGCAAGACAGGUUCACUAGGCACACGCGGACGAGUUUGUAACAGUACUGCCAUGGACAUGAGUGGCUGUGACCUGCUAUGCUGUGGCCGAGGUCACCGUGAUGAGACAUUACUCCUGGAAGAGAACUGCCUUUGCCGCUUUCAUUGGUGCUGUGUGGUACAGUGCCGGAAGUGCACCGUGCGCAAAGAACUCAGUCUAUGUAUUUAAGUGAGCAUGGAAAGGACACUGGACAGGGAAGAGACAGAGUAUGGGCAGGAGAGAGGAGGAGGAAUAUAUUCUAAAAUCAGCCAGAGAAUUCCAGAGACAGAGCCUAAUCAAGCUCUCAAUGCGUGUGAAGGGUGUUGACACUGAUCUAAUUUAGAGUGGCAUAAUAGUCUGCUGAAGAUUCCUGGAGCGGAUUCCAGAUCUAGGCCACCUGGCUCAUCAGAACAGCUUGCUUCUAAAUCCUUGGGUGUCCAGCACAGUUCUCAGAAGUUGACCUCCGCUAUGGCAGAUCUUUGAUAUUUAGUGCCAGGCUAUGGCUCCAGAAUGUCUUAGCACUCCCUGCCUGCUUGGACAUGCCCUCCUAAAGACAGGGGAAGGCCUGUGUCAGCUGACAUGUCCCCCUCACCACCAGUUCAUAUAGCUUGGUCCUGUUCUCUUGACUGUGGACCAUGUACAGGUUCUCUGGAAGGGAUAUGUUGAGCCUCUCCUAUGGCUGAGAGAACAGAACAGGUUUCCUGACUACUCACCCACUCUCACACACAACUCCCUUGCUUCCUAUUAGCUGGGGGAUGGGAC